AAAGAAAUGACCUAACUGAACUAAGGACACUUGAUCUGAGUUUCAAUAAUAUUAGUUCUAUGCCUGUUGGUUUGCUGGAAAGAACUCCGCACGUCCAGGAGCUUUACCUCAUCGGCUUGUCUCUGACCCGGCUAAUGAUUCCAGACAAGAUUCGCCUUAAGGAUCUGCUUAUGCUGGACGCUAGAAUGAAUCAUCUAGAUGUUGUGGGCUUUCAGAG
Candidula unifasciata is the source of this 217-nucleotide messenger RNA. Lineage: Eukaryota; Metazoa; Mollusca; Gastropoda; Stylommatophora; Geomitridae. The record is from the annotation of a GenBank genome assembly.